This is a messenger RNA of Pseudopipra pipra, 1693 nucleotides long. It is a transcript of the gene SRM, whose product is annotated as spermidine synthase. The transcript has 8 exons. The record is from RefSeq and is a predicted model, not a curated record. Gene Ontology annotation, biological process: polyamine metabolic process. NCBI's taxonomy places the organism in Eukaryota, Metazoa, Chordata, Aves, Passeriformes, Pipridae. The coding region runs from base 16 to 1047 and encodes 343 amino acids. Gene Ontology annotation, molecular function: catalytic activity.
GCCGGCGCGGGGCCAAUGGCGGCGGGCGGGGCGGGGCGGGCGCGCGGGGCCCUGCGCGCGGCUCCCGCGCCCGCGGGGUCAGGCGGCGGCGGCGGCGGGAGCGGAGCGCGGAGCCCCCGCAGCGCUGCCCCCGCAGCGGCCCCGCCCCGCGCCCCGGCCGCGAUGGAGCGCGGCGCGGCCGCGCUGAUCCGCGAGGGCUGGUUCCGAGAGACCUGCCGGCUCUGGCCCGGCCAGGCCAUGUCGCUGCAGGUGGAGGAGCUGCUGCACCACCAGCGCUCCCGCUACCAGGAGAUCCUCGUGUUCCGCAGCACUACCUACGGCAACGUCCUGGUCCUGGACGGGGUGAUCCAGUGCACGGAGCGGGACGAGUUCUCCUACCAGGAAAUGAUCGCCAACCUGCCCCUCUGCAGCCACCCCGACCCCCGCAAGGUGCUGAUCAUCGGCGGCGGCGACGGGGGAGUGCUGAGAGAGGUGGUCAAACACCCCACCGUGGAGUCCGUGGUGCAGUGCGAGAUCGAUGAGGAUGUGAUCCAGGUAUCCAAAAAAUACCUCCCAGGCAUGGCAGUGGGAUAUUCCAGCGCUAAGCUGACCUUGCAUGUGGGAGAUGGUUUUGAGUUCAUGAAACAAAAUCAAGAAGCCUUUGAUGUGAUUAUCACGGACUCGUCUGACCCCAUGGGUCCUGCAGAAAGCUUAUUCAAAGAAUCUUACUACCAGCUGAUGAAGACAGCCCUGCGAGAAGAUGGGAUUCUCUGCUGCCAAGGUGAGUGCCAGUGGCUGCACCUGGAUCUCAUUAAGGAGAUGCGUCAGUUCUGCAAGUCUCUGUUCCCGGUGGUGGAAUACGCCUAUUGCACCAUCCCCACGUAUCCCAGCGGCCAGAUUGGCUUCAUGCUCUGCAGCAAGAACCCGAACACGAAUUUCCGGGAGCCUGUGCAGCAGCUCUCGCAGCAACAGGUGGAGGAGAGGAGUCUGAAAUACUACAACUCUGACAUCCACCGGGCAGCCUUCAUCCUGCCCGAGUUUGCACGGAAGGCGCUGAGCGAUGUGUGAGACUGAGAAGCUGCUUCCUUCCUUCAAGGUGGACCCUGAGAUCGUCAGUGAUGUGGUUGGGACCUUCCCAGCAGACUGCAGAUUUGCUCUCCACUGUGUGGGAUUGUUUAACCCGUUUGCCAGCCAACAUUCCCUUUGAUGUGUAACAGAUGAUGGGGCACAAGCCAGAUAAGACUAUUGAAAAGGUCCAGUGACUUAUUGCGUGAGGUCAAAACUGUUCUUUCCAGUGCUGGAAACGUAAGGUGUCUUCUUCCUUUCUCUCCUCCCUGCACCCACCCUGAAUCCCCCAUCCCUGCGCCCCCGUCCCACCUCCACCCCCAACUGACAUGAUGUAUUUAUAACUGACACAUAUUUCUGUCUGGUGAUCUGGGAAGAGUCCAAAGGGUCCCUGACUCGGCCUUAAGCAGAGUGAGAGCUCUGUGCACGGUGAGCUUCGCUCUCUCCUCGUGGGAGCUCCCUGCUGCUGAGACGUUUGACUGGUAACGGGUCUGAGCCUCCGUGUCCCUCUGCCCUCCUGUGACACCUGCACUGCUCUGCAGCACGGCUGGAGAAGCCACAGUGCAAACUGUUGCCAUUCACAAUAGGUCUCCCUCCAACCCUGAUGGAGUAGCAGUAUUAAACACCAGCCAGGCAGGCUGGCAGCAAA